Molecule: messenger RNA, 9168 nt
Organism: Lethenteron reissneri (Far Eastern brook lamprey)
Lineage: Eukaryota; Metazoa; Chordata; Hyperoartia; Petromyzontiformes; Petromyzontidae
Product: rho guanine nucleotide exchange factor TIAM1-like
Biological process (GO): activation of GTPase activity; small GTPase-mediated signal transduction
Molecular function (GO): guanyl-nucleotide exchange factor activity
Source: RefSeq, a predicted model, not a curated record
AGCGGAGCAAACACUUCGCUUCCCCACAGACACACACAGGGAGAGAGACAGACAGACAGACUCAAGGAGACAGACAUACACAGGGAGAGACAGACACACAGGGACAGACACACAGGGAGAGAGACACACAGGGAGACAGACACACACGGGGAGAGAGAGAGACACGGGAACCCAGGCGUCGGCGUCGUCUGCUCUAUCGCACGCGUGCGUACACGGAACGCCGGGGUGGUGGUGGUGGUGGUAGUGGUUGUGGUGGUUGUGGUGGUGGUGGUGGUGGUAGUGGUUGUGGUGGUUGUGGUGGUGGUGGUGGUAGUGGUGGUGGUGGUUGAGGUGGGUGGUUGUGGUGGUGGUGGUUGUGGUGGUGGUGAGAAGACGCCAGCACGGCUCUGUGAGCUCCGUCCUGGGGAUCUCGGUGAAAUCUGCCCCGCCGUGUUUAAUAUACACACACAGAGAGACACAGAGAGACACAGAGACACACACACAGAGAGACACAGAGACACACACACACACACAGAGACACAGAGACACACACACAGAGAGACACAGAGAGACACAGAGACACACACACAGAGAGACACAGAGACACACACACACAGAGACACAGAGACACACACACAGAGAGACACAGAGAGACACAGAGACACACACACAGAGAGACACAGAGACACACACACAGAGAGACACAGAGACACACAGAGACACACACACAGAGAGACACAGAGACACACACACAGAGAGACACAGAGAGACACAGAGACACACACACAGAGAGACACAGAGACACACACAGAGAGACACAGAGACACACAGAGACACACACACAGAGAGACACAGAGACACACACACAGAGAGACACAGAGACACACACACAGAGAGACACAGAGACACACACACAGAGAGACACAGAGACACACAGAGACACACACACAGAGAGACACAGAGACACACACACAGAGAGACACAGAGAGACACAGAGACACACACACACAGAGACACAGAGACACACACACAGAGAGACACACACAGAGAGACACAGACACACACAGACACACAGAGAGACACACACAGACACACACAGAGAGAUAUUAUAUCAUAAAUAGGUUCCUCUUGAAAAAAUUAAAACGUCGAGAUUUAAUAUUUUAUUAUUUUAUUUGGUAUUCGCUGCCGCGUCCGCGUGUGGAUUUCCGGCAGCACGUGUCUCGGCGAGGGUGGAGGGGAGAUCGCUCACGGUCUACCCAGCCUCAAAUGAGUUACCUGGGUUGCGUUACGUGUAAAACAUCGCCACUGGGGGAGACAAAGGCGGCCGGGCGUGGUUGCUGGCCACCCAGCCCCCUCGUGGUGUCGUGCCGACCUUAAUAGAUGUGCCUCACGCGCUCGCUGCACCCGCUGCCAGCCGGCCCCUCUCGGUAGUGUGGCCGCUCCGCCAGUGCCCCCCCCCCACGCUGGUGUUUUAUUUUUUUUGGGAGCUAUGAACCGGCGAGCCCGUGGCGAUCCCAGCCAGCCGAUCCCACGCCGUGCGUCCGCGAGCCGUCGCCGGCACGUGGUGAAGUAACGUCUGGGAAACACAAGGAAUCGUCUGCAUCGCCUCAGACUGCAAGAUUUGUUUCCAGCUCUGCCUCUUGCCGUGAGAGGCGAUGGGGAACCAGGAGAGCCAGCAGCAGCACGGCCUGCCCAACGGCCACCGGCCCGGCCCCGCUUCAACCUCGCGCUCCCCGACCAAGUCGCGCGCCCUCUCUCUGCGCGGGCGCAGCAAGGACUACGGCCCCUACGCGCCGCCGGGCCCCGCGGGCUCCGAGUCGCGUCCCGCCGGCGGACGCGCCGCUCGGCCCGGGCGCGCGUCGAGCCGCAAGGCCGCGCCGGCGCCCGUGACCGCGGACGCGAACGCGGAGAGUUGGCGAGGCAGCAGCGCAGCCGACCUGGACUCGGAGCCGAGCACGGUCAACGGCUUCGCCACGGACGAGGGCGGAGCGGGCGGCAGCCGGAGCACGCUCAACUCCGGCAGCGAGCACUCGGGCGAAGCGACGGUGACGACGCUGUCGUCCUCCCGCGGCGCGCUCUUCCGUGCCCAUCAGCAGCGCAGCAGCCCCAAGAUCCUGUUCCGCAAGGACACCAGGGAUCGCAACGGCGUGCGCGUCGAGUUUCACGUCGACACGCCGGGCGAGGAGUCGGCGGCCGCGGCGGGAGCAAUGAGCGGCCCGGCCGCCGCCGCUCAGAGACGCGAGAAACGCGAGUUCUACCUCCGGGAGAACGGGCGCGUGCCGGACCUGCUAGUGUCGCGACGCGGCUAUCGGCAGCCGCUACGGCCCAGCAGCGGCUGCCCGAAGGAGGGAGCGUCGCAGGGUGGCGGGACGGACGGUUGCGGCUCGCAGGCCGGAGCGUCGUCGCAGGGCGGCGGCCCCGGCAGCCCCGUGUGGAAGCCGCUGGGCCUCCGCAGCGUCCCAGACGUGUCGUCGCGCCGCGUGGCCGCCCCCCCCCGGGAGGCGACGUGCCACCGGGACUUGUCGAAGUCGCUGGGCUUGAUAAUCGGCCGGGGCGAGGAAGAGAACGACAAUCCCGGCGCUGGCGCGGCGAACGGCUACGAGGGCUACGCUUCCCAAACGCUGCCGCGGCUCAAGCCCGGCCGGACCCCUGCUGCUGGGGUCUCCUGGGCCGAUUUGGAGAUCGGUGACCCCAAGCCAAUCGGCUACGUCGGGAGCUUAGACAGGCGGAAAACUAAAAAGAAGGUCCCCGUCGAGGUGCAAGUGGAAGGCAGCGACGGCGCCGACAGCGGAAUCGCUCGCACCACCGACUCGGAGCUGCCCUGCGACCCCUCGCCCCUGCCGCCUGACCUGGGUUGGCCCUGCGACCCAGGAUUCCAGCCGCUGACCAUCCAGCGCAGCGCCACGUGGUGCCAUCCGCAGGACUCCCAGCAUGGCUCCGAGUCCCACCGGGCGCCGGACGACGCGGAGCAGACGUCCGUCUACGAGAACUACAUGCACGGCUGGCGGUCGGGCGGCGUCGGCGUGACCAGGGCGCCGUUCGCGAGCCUCGCCGACGGCGACGCCAUGGCCGGCGGCGGCGGCGCCGGCGGCUCCGGCGUCGGCGGCGGCGUCGGCGGCGGGGGCAGCAGCAGCGCGGACGGAAGCGAGGACCCGCGCGACCCCACGGGGAGCGAGUCGCUGGGCUCGGCAGCCCUGCUGCUGGACAGCACCGCGCGGCUCUCGGCGGCGCAGUUCCAGGUGCGCAAGGCCGGCUGGCUCAGGGCCAAGCACCUGUUCUGCCGCAAGGGCAAGAAAAUCGAGCCGGCGCUUCGACGCAAAUGGAGGAGAUACUGGGUGGCGCUCAGAGGCUGCAGCCUGCUGUUCUCGGAGGCGGCCGGGCAGACGGGCUCGGAGCAGGACCCCGAGCCGAAGCGAUCGCUCGCCGUGGAGGGCGCGCUGGUGCAGGCGCUGCCUGAGCACCCCAAGCGGGACUUCAUCUUCUGCCUCAGCAACGCGCACGGGGAGGUCUUCUGCUUCCAGGCCGAGAGCCAGAUCGAGCUGGAGAACUGGGUAACGGCCGUCCACUCGGCCUGCGCCUGGGCGCUCGCUGGCCGGAGCUGCAGAGGUGGCCGCGGCGCCAGCGGUUCGGGCAUCGGCGUGGACCCAGCGCAGGCGCUGACCUCCGAGGUGCGGGACCUCGAGCACCGCAUCGACCUCGACGAGAAGAUGCGGAAGAUGGCCGAGCUGCAGCUGCUCACCGUCUCGGAGCCCAAGAGCCGUAAGGCCAUCCUUGCACAGGUGUCGCAGUGGGAGCGCAACCUGGAGAGGUACAGCGUGGACGCGUUCCGCUUGCGCUGCUACCUGGCCAGCCUGCAGGGUCGCGAGCCGCCAAACCCCAAGCUGGUGCUGGCCUACGUGAGCCGGCCCGUCAAGCACGCCAUGCACCGCCUCGGCAUGUUCUCCGCCUCCUCCUUCCACGCGCUGGUGUGCGCGCGGGAGGAGACGGGCUUUAGGAAGCGCACAUUCUCGCGGGGGCUGAGCAAGAAGAAGAGCGUGUUCGCGUCGCUGCGCGGCCUCGAUGGCUCCGGCAAGAAGCCCGGCAAGGAGCGACCCAGAGCCUCGCAGAUCUUCAGGGACGACGGGGUGACGUCCCAGAUUUCGUACGGGGCGAAUGCCGAGGCUCGUGACGACGCGGAGGAUUGGGCGGACGGGGAGCCCUCGGAGCGGCGCAGCGGCUGCAGCCCGUCGCUGGACGGCGCACUCUGCCGCCACGACCUGGGCACGUGGGAGGAGGUGUCGCUGCCCGGUGACGGUGGCGGUGGCGGCGGCGGCGGCACCGUCGUCAGCAUCCUAGUGCUGCCGCUCUACCGCAACCACGACGUGCUGCUCACCGCCUGCAAGAAAAAGGGGCUGGACCCGUCUCGACACACCCUGUGCAUGCGCUCCGAGGACGGGAACGCCUUCUACCCCGAUCCAGACGAUUGCAUCCUGCACGAGUUCUACAGUAAAAUUGAAGUUCAGGCCAAGGGUGAUGCAAGCCCUUCUGCAGUCGACGGGGCUGGCAGCUGUGGAGACGAUGCUGUGGAUGGAGCCUGUCUUGGUAGGCCGCCAGAUGGAGGGGCGACGUCCCAAGCGAGCGUCGAGACAGCGGCCGUGUUCUGCCGAUCGGCGAUGGAGCCGGCCGAGGUUGCGGCGCGACCGCUGUCGCGCCAGCUGACGGAGGCCGACAAACUGCGCAAGGUCAUCCUGGAGCUGGUGGAGACUGAGAGGUCCUACGUGAAGGAUCUCUGCACUUUGCAAGAUAUAUACGUGGAGCCGCUGCAGAAAGAAGCCUUUCUCUCGCCAGAUCAGCUGGAGGCCCUGUUCGGGACCCUACGGGAGCUGGUGAUCUUCCAGAAGGAGUUCCUGCAGACGCUGGAGCAAGGCCUGAGCCUCGCGCCUGACUUUGAGACACUGGAGCAGCCCGCCCACUUUCGGCGCGUCCUCUUCUCGCUCGGAGGAUCGUUCCUCUACUACUCGGAUCACUUCAAGCUGUACAGCGCCUACUGCGCCAGCCACCCCAAGGCACAGAAGCUGCUCGAGACGGCCAAGCGGGACCCGGCGUUCGGCGCCUUCCUCGACGAGCGCAACCCUCGCCGGCAACACUCGUCCACGCUGGAGUCGUACCUCAUCAAGCCCAUCCAGCGCGUGCUCAAGUACCCCUUGCUGCUGCGCGAACUCGUCUCGCUCACGGACGCUGACAGCGAGGAGAACUACCACCUCACGGAGGCGCUGCGAGCGAUGAACAAGGUGGCGAGCCACAUCAACGAGAUGCAGAAGGUGUACGAGGAGUACGGCGCAGUCUUCGACCAGCUUGUCGUAGAGCAGACAGGAGCCCACAAGGAGGUAACGGAGUUGUCCAUGGGCGACCUGGUCAUGAAUGCCCCCGUGCUCUGGCUCAACCCUCACCCGGCCGCCGUGAGCAGGAGCAAGAAGUGGCCGGAGGCGCACUUGUUUGUGUUCAAGAAGGCGGUCGUCCUCAUAUGCAAAGAACAUUCUAAGCACAAGAAGAAGGAGGAACCCGACCCGUUCAAGUUCAAGUACAUGAUUCCCCAGACUUCUCUUCAAGUCAGGACCGGCACUGACACAGACUCUGAGGCCGGAGCAGAAUGGGAACUCGUCCACGUGAAGUCUGAGACCGAGGGCCGGCCCGAGACCGUGUUCAGGGUCUGCUGCAGCGACGCGGAGUGGAGGGAGCGCAUGGUGCGGGUGGUGCGUGCGGUGCUGCGCGAGGGCUCCCGCCAGCGGCUCUGCAAGGCGGCCAGCGUCCCCGCCAAGUCGCCGGGCUACCUGCCCUUCGGCGGACGGCGCCUGUCCGCUCUCAAGGCGCGACGGCUCCGUGCCGGAGCAGAUGCGCGCCGUCUCAGCCGCUACGCGAGCGACGGCCUCUGCUGCGAUGACCCGGACGACGACUUCAACGGCAGCGCCAGCGGCAUCGGCGAAAGCGGAGGCCGCGUCGGUGCCGCUGGCGGCGGCGGCGGAGGAGGAGGAGGAGGAUCCGGCGGCGGUGGCCGGGGCCCGUCGUGGCGCCGGACGCGCGGCAGCGUCGGGCGUGCUCACGCCAUCGAGUUCCGCUCGGAGCCGGAGUUGGCGGCGCGAUCGUCGCGACCCCGCCGAGAAGACGGGGGCAGCGUGCGCGAGACGGACAUCCUGAGCAGCGACGAAGACGACGACGACGACGAUCGGCGGGGACGGGGCGGCGUGGGCGGCGGCGGCGGGGGCGGCGCGGGCGAGCUGUGCGGUGGGCGCAGCACGGCCAAGUCCGUGGAGAUUCUCGCAAUGUCGGACGACCGCUACGCCGUGGCCACGGAGCCCGGCCGGCUGGCGUCGCAGGUCCACGAGCGGUCGGUGUCCCCCGCGAGGUCGGACGGGGCAGCGCCGGCGCUGCGUCCGCUCCGGCAACAGAAGAUCAUCUUCGACGCCGUCGGAGGCCACGACGAGGGAGGCGGAGGCGUUGGCGGAGGCGGCGGCGGCGUCGGCGGUGGCGGAAGAGUCGGGCCGCGGGGCUCGCCGCUUCGCCGCAACGCGAGUGACCAGUCGCUGAACUCGUUGCUCAGCGAGAUGGGAAUCUACGAGGGGCUCAGCGGCUCCGACACCGAGUGAGAACAUUACGCGAGUUUGCUCCUUGGCGUUGGAGCAAGUUGUGGUAAAGCCGGACGGAGACUGACGGUCGCCGCUGCAUCGGGUCGGCCGUGGCGAACAAGGGAUUGUGGGAUUCUGUCGUGGGGUUGGUUGCAACGUCGCUUGAGUAAACGUAUAUCGGACUGUUCGACUCUUUACAAAUAUAUUCACAUGUUAAGCGACUCCACUCGCGUCCCUUGGUUGCGUCGAAGCAGCUCUCUAUAAUUUAUGUAAAAUUAAGCACAUUGGCUGUCCAGUGCUACAUUGGGCUGGUUGCGUAUUUAAAACAAACGUUUAAUUCAGCUCGAUUCCUCAAGCUGCACUGUGUGCCGACUGGCUGCUUGUUCGAUGGGAGCCAUCGAUUGAAGGGCUAAGGGCAAUGUUUAUUUUUUUCAUUUAAAUGUUCGCUUUGAAGCGGGUACGAUGUUAACGCUGGAAUCAUGUAAUCGUCCUUUUCUCACUGGAAAAUUAUUUUGGAAGGCGCAGGUAAAUAUCUCCCGGGCCUACCCAUUAAUUUAAAAACUACGUGCGAUGGGGAUUUAUUUUGGGGGGUUUUUCCUCAACGAUUGUGCGACAAAAAGCCGACCGUUUGUUAUUUAAUGGUUUAGUGCAGCUACAAAGGCUUUCUCACGAGCAGCUUUUUUAAUUUAUCUCCACCAGCUGGUGUCCAUGAAUGCGCCCAGCCCACACCACCACUGGAGGAUCCAUGGCAAGGUAAUGCAUGGGGGCAGAUUCCAGAAUUGUCCCUUUGGCUUUGGCUCCAUUGAGGAUUAAUUUCCACAGUGAAACCAGUCGCCGAUUGGGAGGAGGUGGCCCUGAACCAGUUUUAAUCCGAUUUCGAUUGCCGGCGUGCACACACGGAAGAUGUUGGCAUAUGACAAGUGGAAUUCUGACAACAAGACAAUCUCGCAAGCACAAGCCCGGAUGGGACCCGGUCUCUGAAUGUUGUGGACUGUGGCUGAACUUGAAAAUCCCAAGGGAAAAGGCACGGUUUGUGAGACUCGUUCUCAGAGUGAAUCUGGGCUGAGCCCCAGGAAUGUGGUGCGGACUUGUCUCGGCGAGUUCCAUGCUAGUACAUUUGUAAAUGAUGUGAUUGCCACACUUUCUGCAUGAACGAACCUGUGUGUGCCAUGGAGGUUUGUGUAGGACUGUGUGCGCUCCCCAGGAGCCCUAAGCAUCUGAUGAACAAGCUGUGGGUUCUUUGGAGAUUCUUCGCUGAGUAUUGAGUAGGUCGGUGGUGUGGACUGCCCCGGAACCCAGCACAAGCCUUACCUUUGUUGGGAUGGAAGAUUUGUGUGAUCUGCUCGCCUUAACUGACAACACAGUAUCGCCAAUCGGAUUCAAUGAGAAGAACAAACAAGCGCUGUCAAGUUUAGUAUUUCGUUCAUUGAUCCAUUGGCUGUAUUUUAAUUAUUUUGCGCGCUGGACAUGGGACUUUUACGACGAAGUGCGAUGUUACAGGGUAGAGUGCAGCGUGUGAUGAUGGUUUUGAGCCGUGCACUAGUCUUGGAGCAGUGGAAGUGACUGGGGAUCGCCUGGCUCUCAUGGUACUGUGCCCGCACAAAGCGUUAAUCAUAAUCAUUACAGGGCGUUAAGUGUGUCUGUGGACGUCGUGCUAGCCCGAGAUCCCAGUCACCGCUUCGCUGCUACUACUGCUGCUGCUGGUGUGGUGUGCUGAUGUGCGUCGUUUUAUUUUUUUACCGCUCUUCCCGGCGAAGGAAAAGCUUCACCAAAACGCGAAGCGCGGCACGGCAGUGCUGGCGCGAGGCUAAAGAGGAAUGUAUUGAGCAGGGUGAGCACCGCCUGGACUCGCUCGCCACCACCGUUCGCGGGCGACUGCUCAGACGGCGCUCGUGCGUGAAAUCCGGGGUUUCGACGCGAGCGGCGUUGACUUGCCUCGUUAGGGCGUCGUGACCCCAAGGCUGGCUCGCCCUGCCCGGCAAAUCCGGCAAUCGGCGACCGUGUCUGUGCGUUUUGUUGCACUGCGCACGCAACGCGUGGAUAAUUCACUCCCAAAGCUUGUCGCGCAUCUUGCUGCCGAUGGGCCGGAGACGUUUCCCAACCAGGCGGCAGUUUCACCGCAUCGGUCUCUCAUCCCUUUAAUUUCCGCCCACUGUCCGCUCACCAUCCUUACGCCUACUCAUCCGUUGACCCACCUACCCACCCACACUCACCUGCCUGCCCAUCCACCACCUACCCACCCAGCGUUUGUGUUUUUUUUUUACUCCUCUCAAGUUGUUUGCGUGACAAUCACGAUAAAUGUGGGGGGGCGCACUUGAACCGCCGCUCGGUUUUGCCGUCGCCCGUGCCGGCAAAGCACCGUUGUUUGCCUCUCCACGGUGGCCUGUCGAGCUUUAUGCCUUCUGGUGGUACUGUUGUUGCUGUUCGUUCAUUUGUUUCGUCGUUUCGUCAAUUUGUUUCCUUCUCGUGUAAUGUUUUCUUCCAACUGCCUAUCUAUACGUGUGUAUGUACAUUGCUAACACGAGUUGUGGAUUUUAUUCAGCGUAGGGCUUUGAAACGUUUUGUAAUAAAAACAAACAAAAGAAAA